This is a messenger RNA of Caenorhabditis auriculariae, 1023 nucleotides long. The record is from the annotation of a GenBank genome assembly. Lineage: Eukaryota; Metazoa; Nematoda; Chromadorea; Rhabditida; Rhabditidae.
AUGUAUGAACUGCAAAGCAGCGGUAAUUCGAGGGAGUGGAUGAGUUUCAAGGAUUAAAUAUAUAUUGCUUUCUGUUCUUCACGGGCGAAGUCCAAACUUCCUUAAGAAGAAGAGUCUGAAGCUCCUUUUUCAGAUCCUAAAAAGGUUUCAAAGUUUUUUCGAAAUCCCCUUUUCUUUACUUUUUUCCGUCUCCUUCUUUUUCUCCGCGUGUUCAUUGGAGAAACGGAACAUAGGCCGUAUGCAAUAAAGUGGAAAAUGAUUUUCUAUAUUAUUCAAUUUUCAGAUGAAAGUUUCUGAAAGGAAUACCAAACCUUCUUCUGCUAAACUUUUUUCACGUAUCCAACGUACAAAAAGUAAUGGUGAGAACGAAACUUCAGGCAAAAUAUUGAAAACGAACGGUUUGAUUUUUUAUUUUUGUAACAACUGUUAUUUCAUUAACAGAAAAAGAACGCAAAAUGCUUGGAAAAACGACAAUGGUAGCAGUCAAGAAUAAAACAAAAAAAGAGAAGACUCGCGAUAUUUGCGAUAGUAUUGAAAGCGUCUGCAAAAAUAGAACGUCACUUUCUGAUGAACAAGUGAGUCUCAGUGUUCAUCACAGUAAAUCAUGUUUUCAAAAGGUUCUUCGUGAUGCUCGAGAAAGUAAGAUUGUGGAUUUUGAAGACUUCAUGUGUGGGACGCGGUAUUCGCUUCAAUACAGAAGUUCGUAUACUUGAAAAUAUUUUUUUUCGCUUUUUUAAACCUAGUCUCCGUUUGAAUUUUUUUUUUUAACGAAUUGCUUUCACAGAAGACUGUUCCCUUGCGAAGGAUGUUCUGAAUAAUUUAACUGAGGAGAUGUCCUGUAUGAAGCCUUUUCAGAGAGGUUUUCUUUUUAUUUUUCUACGAGUUUUGAUUUGAUUUUAGAGCGCAUGCUGAAAAGUUUAAUGGUAAGCCUGAAUGUCUCUGUCAAGAAAAUGAGAAAGUUUAUGGUUUGUUUGAAAAAAAGUUGUGAUCAAAUACAAUUUAUUUAAGAAAGACGAAAAAUGA